AUGAAGAGAGUUUUCGGCGCGAAAAAGAACACAGAACCUCCUCCCUCUAUUCAGGAUGCAUCUGAUCGGAUAAAUAAAAGGGGAGAUUCAGUAGAAGAUAAGAUUAAGAAGCUUGAUGUUGAGCUCUGCAAAUACAGAGAACAGAUCAAAAAGACAAGACCUGGUCCAGCUCAAGAAGCCGUCAAAGCUCGUGCCAUGAGGGUUUUGAAGCAGAAGAAAAUGUAUGAAGGACAACGCGACAUGCUUUAUAAUCAGACAUUCAAUCUCGAUCAAGUUUCAUUCGCCGCUGAAGGUCUCAAAGAUGCUCAGCAAACUAUGACGGCGCUAAAAUCUGCGAACAAGGAGUUGAAAGGAAUGAUGAAAACCGUAAAGCUUCAAGAUAUAGAUAAUAUGCAAGAUGAGAUGAUGGAUCUGAUGGAUGUAAGUUCUGAGAUUCAAGAAACACUUGGAAGGAGCUACAAUAUUCCUGAUGGCCUUGAUGAAGAUGACCUUAUGGGAGAGCUUGAUGCUCUUGAAGCUGACAUGGGAAACGAGACCGAAACAGAUGGAAUGCCUUCUUAUCUCCAACCUGAUAAAGAAACGGAUUUCGAUAACGAACUUAACUUUCCGUCUGUACCAAUAGGAGGCACUGGGGCUCCUUCGGGUCGAGUUCAGGCUGAGGAUGAGUUUGGAUUACCCGCGGUACCACGAGCUUCUCUCCGGGGAUAA
Messenger RNA from Arabis nemorensis, 708 nucleotides. The record is from the annotation of a GenBank genome assembly. Lineage: Eukaryota; Viridiplantae; Streptophyta; Magnoliopsida; Brassicales; Brassicaceae.